Aureobasidium subglaciale EXF-2481 is the source of this 667-nucleotide messenger RNA. RefSeq lists its product as uncharacterized. Lineage: Eukaryota; Fungi; Ascomycota; Dothideomycetes; Dothideales; Saccotheciaceae. The record is from RefSeq and is a predicted model, not a curated record. The transcript has a single exon. Bases 97 to 516 code for a protein of 139 amino acids.
UUCGCCCGUCUACCGCCUGAUCAGCUCUCCCGAUCUUACUAUUCCCACUAGAAGUGUCCUUACUGUUCAGAUUGGGAUUCCAAGCCUGAUCGAGAAAUGGAAGCAAAGGUUCGACUUCCUGACGUGGACGUAACCGGUUCCCAAGCCAAUUGUUUCCGAUCAUCACCCAGAACCACAUGCUGCGCUUCUUUUGAGGACGGUGCAGGUACUGUUUUGGGUGCCACUGCUGGGAAUUCUCUUAUCCUUCUUCGAGCCAACACUGGCGACACGCUGAAUAACACUGCCCUGACGUCGUUAGUGGGGUUCGUCGCGUGGCGUGUCUUUGAUGCUUACGCUCUGGACGUGUCGACGACAUCCUCGCCGAAGUUCCUACCUCGGAUCUCCAUCGCCAGCACGGGCUUAGGCAACUUGAAGAGUACUCGUCCCAUGCUAAAAGAUCUCUUGUUCUUCAUCUACGCUUCAUCUCCCGUUUUCUCCUCUUCCUCCUCCUCCUCCUCCUCCUCCUCCUCCUUCUGAUCCUCUUCGACAACAGGUCUUUCAGAGAGGUCGAAAGUAAUGGAAUCAAGUCUCUGGUCGACAGGACGGUCGUGCUCCAUGUCUACGAUAAGGGUGUCGGCGAUGCCACGCAGUUCGUCCAUGAACUUAUCCGCUUCGUCAUUUUCGCCGG